Messenger RNA from Effrenium voratum, 861 nucleotides. Lineage: Eukaryota; Dinophyceae; Suessiales; Symbiodiniaceae. The record is from the annotation of a GenBank genome assembly.
GUUGGCAUUCGUAGAGUCCUUUGGGGGGUUCCAAGCCAUGGCGCGACGCCCGCUCUUUGGCGGAGGCGCCUGGGCGAUACUGCUUCCGUUGGUGGCCGGGAAGACGCCCGGCUGCGCGGUCUUCGGCCAGGGGUACAAAGAUGCCGGGGCCCCACCCGCGCUGCCCAAUGGCGCCUUCUUGAUUGAUGCGGCCUCGUGCCAGGCGAGUUGCGACAGCAACCCCACGUGCCAGCACUUCACCUGGCUGUCCAGCAGCCACGCCUGCUGGCUGGGUUCCGAGUCUGCUGAGCUCGUCCAGAACUUGCACGCCAUCUCGGGGCCGAAGGCCUGCUCGCUGGCUCCUGCGGUGCCAGCGCCGGUGCCUCCUACCUUCGAGAUCAGUCCCGUCUUUGUGACGGAGGCACCCAAGGUGUUGGCCCAGCCUGCAACACAAGGCUCCAACUUCUGGUUGUGGCUGCUUGCGGCAGUGCUCGCCUUGCUGCUUUGCGGUCUCGCUGCCUACCACUUGGGGGGCACGAAGAAGGUCCGGGAGAGCGCGCGGAAACGCCACCAGAGGCGAACGCAGGGCCUCCACGUUGUUGAGGAGGAGGAGGAGGACGAAGCGCCGGUGGAGAGUCCGCUGAUGCCCUGGGACCAGCGGAAGCUCGGUUUCCAGGCGCCCGUCGACGGAUUCGUGCGGCUGCCGCUGCAGGCCUCGACGGCGCCUGCAAGCCAGCAGUCGGACCUGUUUCCCACCCAUCGCUAUGUGGUGAGCUGAUCGAUCCGGACGGGACGCACCCGUCCCUCGGUGCACCCUUUAUCCCAGGUCAGUGGGUUUCACCCUCCUCCCAAGUUCUUUGGUGGGAUCCGCGGGUUUGCUUU